AAAUAGGUUCCUGAGUGUCGAAGCAAAAACUGCCUCUGACGAAGUUAAAAAGAUUGCUUAUUGAGAUGUUUCUUGCCCCUGAGAUAAGCCUAUAUUGCUAUGGACUUCUGUAUUAGCACUGCUUUUGCUACAUCUCAUAGAUUUUGGAAUAAAGCAGCUGUAAAUAUUCCUGUAUGUGUCUUCAGUGAAUCGCAUCUAACCCGUCUGCCUUAUUUGGGGCUGCACAGCUCGUCGGUCCAGCCGGCUGGGGAGCUGUUGCUUCUGCGAACGCCGCCGGCAGCCCGAGCGCUGAAACAUGCUGAAGGCGAGCAGGCAGCGAAAGAGUGAAGAAAACGCUCUCCUCCCGCUCCGCUCCUCCACCGCCGCCCUCCCCAGUCGCCCCGGUCCCCCGCCCCCAAACCCGGCGCAAAGUUGGCCUGGAGACGGGGCAGAGGGACCAGGGGGCCCGGGCGGCUGAUGGCAGGAUGCCGGCGCGGCGCGUCCCGCAGCCGCCAGAGCCUCCGGCCGCCGCCGCCGCAGCUGUCACCUCCUCGCGCUGCCGCCCGGCGCGCCCCUCGCCUUCAGCCGACAGCUCGGAGCGGUGGGGCUAACCGCUCCCGCUCACAGGUCGCCGCGUCCCCAACUCCCGGUCCUCACCCCAGCCCACGCGCUGCCUCCUGCGCCCCCGCCCCGGCCACUGCAGCGGGGGCAGCGGAGUGGCGUUCCCCAGGACCGUCGGCCACUUUCCUGGGCACACCACCGCUGCUGCUGCGGCUGCCGCCCAGCGCCGCAGCCCGCAGCCCAGCCCGCGGACGCCCCCGGCCAGGUGACGGGGACCCGCGCCUGAGCAUCCCGGGGCGUGCGCUGGGUGCGAAAGCGGGGGGCGGGAGGAAAGGGGGCGGAGGAGUUCCUGAUUCCCCCGCGGACCCAGGAAGUUGUCCUUAAAAAAAAAAAAAAAAAAAAAAAUUAUAUCGCCGGCCCGCGGUAGAACAGCCACCUCGUCAGAGCAGCAUGUGGACUGGCUCGCCGGGUCCCCUAAGUGCUGUGUGGCUGCCGCUGCCGCCGCCGCCGCCGUCAGAGCAGCCGCUGCUGCCCGCAGCAGGAGCCCCGCGCGGGGCGAGGAGCGGGGACGCGCCGCCGCCGCGUCCCUUGCUUGCCGCUGGCCGCUUCUUCUCGGGAGGUGGCAGUCACUGUUGCUGCUGAGAAAUCAGCCCGCUUUUCCGCGCUUGGUCGUCUGGUGAGGAGUUGAGACUCUGCGCCUCCUGCUUGGACCCACAUGGCUUGCUACCUGGUCAUCAGUUCGAGACAUCUCAGCAAUGGGCACUAUCGGGGCAUUAAAGGAGUCUUCAGAGGGCCCCUCUGCAAGAACGGAUCUCCCUCUCCGGUAACCUGCGCGCACACACACACGUUCAAAAUCAAGAUAAACAAAAAGAGAUAUUGUCCUGGUACAAUGAGUGGGUGGUGGAUAUCCACCUUACCCAUGAGUAUAUUGUGUCUGUUUUUACAAUUUAUUGACAGGCUGUUACACAGCGAGGGGUGUGUGUUUACAUGUGUAUGUUCAACACAGUCAUUAGCAUCUGUAGUACCAUGGAUGCAAAUGUUUACCGAAUGCAGUUAACUGCAGGGCUGUGAGGGUAGCUCCUGUGUGCUAUGUCAAGUUAUGAAUCUACUGAUUUGGGCAGUGUAGAAAGUUUGAGUGGCACUUUAUAGCCAUGCUUUGGGAAGUCAUCAGUUGGGAUUAGUUAAAAAAUGCUGCCGUUACUUUAUAAGAAAAUAAACUUCUUCAAGAUUUUGCAUCAAGGUACUGGCAGAUGGAAAGGUGUUGGACGCCAACACUUGAUUAAAUCUAAUGCUUAACUGUGCAGGUUCUUUAAAGAACGUUAGAGUCUUUUGUGGAAAUAUGAAGUGGAUAGUUUGUGGUAUUAGGUACAAAUAUAUUUACAUACAAUUGGAGUGAUCACUCAACUUAGUGCACUAUUCAAUUUAGUUUACUAUUUGAUUUAUUCAAGUAUUUUUUUUUUGUAAAAUAAUUUUGACCACACUCUAGGACUUCGAUAUAUUAUUAAUUUAUUAGUUGGUUCAUGCUAUGGGCUAAUGUACAGAUUCAAAUAUAUUUCAAAAAAAUGUCAUGAUAUGUUAGGGGGAAAGUUUUGGAUUAUUAAUAAGUGACUAGGGACAAGUUUUCUAGUUUAAUAGAAAAACCAGUAUUUUAAGUCUGGAUGAUAUAAAGAAGGAGAACUUAAGUUGCCUGAUUUUUAUUUAUUUUUUGCACUUUUCAUCAUGUUUUAAUGCUUCAUUAGCAUGAAUUAUUCAAAACUGCAAUAUAUCUUUAAAACUUUUUGAUUAAGUGCUAUAUGUGAUUUGCAAGAGAAAUUUUAAAUCAGAAAGUCCAAGUAUCCAGAGAUACCACUAGGACUCCUAAUUAUGACAAGCUAGUGCCUCACAUGUUUUUAUGCUCUGUGAAUGUGGGUCGCCACGAUCCCUCCCACCCCCUCAACUACAUGGUACUGAAGCAGAAGUGUUAGAAUGGAAUAUACUGUUUAUAUUGGCACUUACAAUUAGACUCUGAGGGCUAGAGGGGUCUUGGAGAGUUUUAGUUGAAGGAAGCCCACAUUCAAUCCUUCUGAGCAGCUGGUCUGAAUCCUUUCUAUUUUUAAAGAUUCUCGGGAUUGGAGUUUCUGCAGUCUCAGCAAACCACCUCAAUGUUUAAGAACCCACAGUGUCAGAAUCUUCCUUCUAGCCAACUUAAAUCUAUCGAGUUUUUCCUUGAGCUCAUUUCAUCUUGAAAACCUAGAAUAUUCCUCCUUUCUCCAAGGUAUUAAUGUUCAACACUUUGAUAAUCUCUGUGGCUGUGUUCCGAAACCCUCUCUUUGGUUAUAGAAAUCUGAACUGGGCAAGGUGUUAUAGUCUAUAUGCCUUAAUCAUUCACAGGAUAAAGGAAGAAUUACUUCGUAGUUCCUAUAUUGUUCAGUUCUAUUUAAGUUUGUUAGAAUAUGGAAUUAAUCUUCCAAAAUCUAAAGGGCUUGUAGAGACAAUUUCUGUCACAUGGUCAGAAGGGGUCCUUCCUUCUCCACUGUGGUCACUCAUCUCCCAGAAGCCUGACGGAUUCCCCAGAGACAGACACAUGAACAUGGUUAUGACAAGACAGCCCGUAAUCCACAUGGCUCUGAGGGCUGAGCAGGUGCUCACACCCACAGGACACUAUUCCCAUUCACUGUUGGGCUCAUUUUUAUAAAAUACUAAUUCAUUUACUUUUACCUAGUUGUUAUACUUUGACUCAUGGGAUUAUUCUCUCCAAUAUUUACACAUUUGAGUGUACUUAAAUUACACUGGCAGCAUUCAAAAAAUAGCCAAGUUUGUCUGUUUAUGGACUUCCUACACCUGAUUUAUUUUGUCUUCCUUUACAUUUUACUAUGAAAUUUGAAUGACUUUUUCAAGGUUUCAGUAGUUUCUCACAUGAGAUAGGCAGUGUGUGAAAAAUUGAUGUUCAUUCAUUCUGUCACAGGUAGGUUUUUGAGACAAGUCAUGGCCUUCACGUUACGUGACACUUAGUCUUUCUUCCUAAAUUAGAUUAGGUCUCUACCUUCUGGAGCCUAGACUCUUGAGCAUGUAAAUAAUAGUUUCCUAGUUUUUAAGUAAUAGUUUCCUAAAUAAUAGUUUCCUAGAUGACUGUAUGUUUACCUUCUUUAUUAAUGGGUUGUAAAGCAUGAAGCUAAAAACUGGGCGAUAUAUCAUUUCUUUUUUAUAUUGAGCAAUACACACCCCUCGUUACUUUCAGGUUGAUACACAUUUAUUGAUUUUUUUCAUCAACAUAAAUAUUAAACUCACAGAUCCGUAAGAUAGUCAUUUAUUUUUUUCUUAAAGCACUUAUCUACUCUGGCAAUACCUUUUUGUUAUGUUUUCCCAAAUUUUGUGCUCAGAGUGUCUCAAAUCAACCUCUACAUCAUUGACUUGGAUUAUUUCCACUCAUUGAGAUUCAGUUUAUCUGGGACUCUGAAGUGGGAUACAAUCAUUAGUUGAUUUAACUCAGUCUUAUUAAGGUCUGCAAUACUUCAACUUUGGU
Molecule: messenger RNA, 4042 nt
Organism: Lutra lutra (Eurasian river otter)
Lineage: Eukaryota; Metazoa; Chordata; Mammalia; Carnivora; Mustelidae
Product: translation initiation factor IF-2-like
Exons: 4
Coding region: 457-924 (155 amino acids)
Source: RefSeq, a predicted model, not a curated record